Raphanus sativus (radish) is the source of this 879-nucleotide messenger RNA. RefSeq lists its product as uncharacterized. The record is from RefSeq and is a predicted model, not a curated record. NCBI's taxonomy places the organism in Eukaryota, Viridiplantae, Streptophyta, Magnoliopsida, Brassicales, Brassicaceae. The transcript is spliced from 2 exons.
AUGACCUCAAAUACCGGGGAAGGGAGCCUUCUCAGGGCAGGAGAUAACUCAACCCUACGAGAGUUGUUUGGAAGGUCAAUACGCUCCGAUGGUUCAGAUGGCAGUUUAUAUGGAGACAAUGUAAUGAGGUUUAGGGAACAGUAUGUUCGUGUUACAGAAAAAAAAAAGGGGAACAGAAAAAUUUCAGGCGCAUUGGCUGGAGUGGAGGGGCUAGACGGGAUACCAGGGGUUGUUAUCGGCGAUGAGAUCUCCGGAGCAUCGGCUGAGGUUGGAGCAGAGGCAGAGGGACUCGUCAUCGGAGCAGAGAUCGGAGACUUCGCUGGGAUCGUAGUUGGAGAGGAAGCAGGGUUAUUCGCCGGAGUAGAGACUGGAGUCGUGGCGGUAGAGGGAGAAGAAACAGGGGAACUCGCCGGAGCAAAGACAGGUGGUAUCAAAGGAGACGGAAAGGAACGAGACAAAACAGGAGGAGUUGCUGGAGGAUAAACAGGAGAGUUUGAAGGAGACUCAUCAAUGGUCGGCGAGGAAACAGGGGAAGUUGCGGGAGCAAAAACAGGGGAUAACAGAGGAGACGCAAUGGCCCGAGAGGGUUCAGGGGACCUCGCCGGAGAUUUGGCAGUGGAUCUCGGUGGAGACGAAACAGGGGAUUUCAAAGGCGUCGCGAUGGUCGGAGAGGAUCCAGGGGAAGUCGCCGGAGAUAAAACAGGAGACUUUCCCGGAGCAGAGCGAGGGGAUUUGACAGGAGUCGCGGUGGUCGGAGAGGAAACAGGGGAACUCGUCGGCGUAAAAACAAUAGUUUUCGCAGGAGUCGUCGCCGGUGUCACCGGAAACUGUGGCGCGGGUGUGUCAUGGAUCGCCGGAGGGAGUAGAGUAGGCGUUUGA